ACACUUUUAGCAUAGAAAUAAGUUCUUUACCCAGAUUGUCUGGCUUUUCAAAUCUGAUUCCAGGCAUCACUGCUUCUCCUCUGAAGGAUUUCAGUGAGAAGGUAAUGUCACUGGGACCAAGCUCAUGAAAACUGCACAGCAAGUCCUUGUCAAACAAAUGGUCCUGUGUUGGAGGUCCCCAGAAUGAUUGUUUUCUGCCUGAGGAGAAGCUCAUGUAUCAGUGUAGAAUCAAUAAAUAAGUGGUAAGGGAGACAAAGAGGAAGGAGGGAAGAGAAUAAUGGAGAAGUAGAUUCUAGUGACCAUAAGACCUGAUGGAAUGGCAUGGAGCUGUGACAAGGGAGGGUCAGGUGUUAGGAAAAGGUUCCUCACCAGAGGGCAGUGGGCAUAGAACAGGCUCCCCAGGGCAGUGGGCAUGGGUCCCAACUGCUGCAGUUCAAGGAGUGUUAGGACAACACUCUCAGGUAGAGGAUUUGAAUUUUGGGUGGUGCUGUGUGUAGCCAGGAGCUGAACUUGGUAAUUGUCCUGGCUUCCUUCCACUUUGGAAUAUUCUAUGCUGCUAUGAUUCUGUGAAGUGACAAAGAGGAGUUAUUCCAAGGGGCUGGGGAGCAGGAGCAUGUUGUAGGCAAUGUCUGGCAGGCUGAGGUCACCUACAAGGCUGUGCUGUGCAACCAUAGCUGUACCAUCUCGGCUGCCCUCACAUGGUCAGCUUUUGCAACCUUCCUAACAGCACAGACCUUGCUGCUCACAUCCCUGAACUGCCUGCAGCACCAGUUUCUUUGAAUGCAAUGACUCAGCAGCUACAGGAUGAAUUUGACAGCAGCGUGGAGAAUGCAGAAGCUUGGAUGAAGGCCAUCCAAGAGAGACUGAGUAUCAAUGAUAACACCAAGGGACCUCGAUCUGCCCUAGAAGCCAGGCUGAGAGAGACAGAGAAAAUACGUGAUCUGGAACCAGAAGGCAUGUUGAAAAUGGACUUGAUUCUUGCGAAGGCAGAUGCUGCUCUUCACUGUAUCAGUGAGGAUAAGAAACACGAAGUACUGUCUAAGCUGAGACACAUUAAAGCCUUGUGGGAAGAGACAGCCAUUUACAUUACUCACUGUCACAGCCGUAUUGAGUGGGUCUGGCUGCACUGGAGUGAGUACCUGAAAGCUCAAGAUGAGUUUUACAUGUGGAUUCACAACAUGAGGGUGACCUUGGAGCCUGACAUUGAGUUGCAGCUUGGCUUAAAGGAGAAGCAGUGGCAGCUGAGCCAUGCUCAGGUUCUGCUGAAUGACGUCUUAAAUCAGUCGGUCCUGCUGGAAACGCUGCUAGAGGAAGCUGCUUCCUUGUUCAACAGGAUAGGUGAUCCCAGCGUUGAUGAGGAUGCUCAGAAGAAAAUGAAGGCAGAAUAUGAAGGCAUCAGGGUAGAAGCUCAGAGCAGAGUGAAAAUGCUUGAAAAGAUAACUGAAGAGCACAAGCAGUACAGCACUAAAGUCAAUCAGUUUCAAUCGUGGAUGAAUGAUGUGACGGAAAGAUUAAACUGCUGCAUUGGAGAAGCAACCAAGUCAUCAGCAGAGGACAGACUAAAGGCACUGAAGGAAAUUGCCAAAAACAUUAGGAGUGGUGCAAAGAAAUUGAAGCAUCUUGAAAAUCAGUGCGCAGAUGUGAUUCAAAAUACCUCCCCACUGGGAGCUGAGAGACUGAAGGAUGAACUCGAUGAGCUGCGAAAAGCCCUGGAGAAACUGAAACUGUUGAGCAGUGAGGAGGAGCAGAGAUUGCUCAAGAUCCAACAGACAGAAAGGGCCUACAAGUCCCAAGCCAGACAAUUAGAAGCAGAUAUCCAGGAAUUCAGAAAAGAUCUACAGAAACUAGAAAAUGAUUUGGACCUUGGGGAAAGGGAAAAGACUGAAGAUGAGUUUGUAGCUCAAUGGAGAAAAUGCAAUGCAACAAGAGCAGUUCUGGCUGCAGAAGAGUCAAAGGUUGAGAGGCUGAAGGCUCAGCUUAAGGAACUGCUGCGGUUUUCCCAAGAUGUGCAGCCGCACGCUGACAGCGUCAUCUCUGCAAUACAGCACUAUCAAAGUGUUAAAGGGAAGACAUCUAAAAUGAUCACUGAUACGGAAGCUCAACUGAGCAGACUUUUCCAAAAUCCCCUGCAAAAUUUUGAACAAUGGAAGCUAACUGUCCAGAUGUUCUUGGAAACUCCAGAGCCAGCGUUGGAUCAGAUUGAGGCUGCUCUAGCUGAAAGCUCACAGUUCAAAGAAAAGUUGAUGACAUUACAGCUGAAGAAAGAUUUGCUAAACAAUAUCCUUGGUGAGGAAAAAGCAAAAUCUUUCCUGGAAGAAGUAGCUGAAGCUUCAAAUGAGAGAGAAAUUCUACACAAAAGUCUGCUGCAAAGCAAAAGCAAACUCCAGAAUUUGAUAUUACAGCAUAAGGACUUUGAUGCUGCUUUUGCACGUUUGCAGAAGAAAUUAUUUGCCAUCAAAGCCAAAUUAGAUCUGGAGAAUGAACCGCAGCCUAACCUCUUGGGUAAAAAGACACAACUCCAGAGACUCCAGAUGAUCCAAGAUGACUUGGCAGAGCUUGCAAUUCAAAUGGAAGAGGUAGACAAGCUUGUUCAGUCAAAUACAACACAUAGGCAUGAAAUGAACCAACUUACAUCUGACAUUCAGGCCCUGAAGAGAUCACUGGAGAUGAUGAUACAGCAGACUGAAGAGCAUGUUCAGAAACACUGGGCAUUUAAUGACAAAUUGUCUGACCUCCAGCAGUGGAUCACUGCAACCACUGAGAAGAUUGGCUCCUACCAGGGUGCUGAUAUGAAGCAGAGCAAUGAGAGCAGGGUGGCAGACCUUGAGAGAUGGCUAGCUGAGUUUCCAGAUAAGGAGAUCCAGCUGCACCUUGUGGAAGCUCAUGGCCAGCUGGUCAUGGAGAAUUCUUCCCCAGAGGAGACUGCCCAUGUUCAGGCAGAGCUGGAUCAGCUGAAGGAGUCUUGGAGAUCACUGAAAGAGAUGGCAACUGGUCUUCUCAAAAGGUGGCAGUUAAACAGACCGGUGGCUGAUAAGAAGAAGAAAAUAGCACUUGUGGAUAGUAGACAUAUGUCUGGACCCGUCUUCCAUUGUUUAGAUCUCAACCAUAAGCAGGAGAAGACAGCAAAAGGGCAAAGGAAAAGCAGCCGCGUUAAGCUCCUGCAUGACUUUGAAGAGUGGUUACAAGGAGAAAACACCAAACUCUCCAAAAUUCUUGCUAUGAAUUUGUCUUCCACAGAGGAAAUCAAGACAUGCCACAAAGAACUGGAGGAGCUGCAGGCUCGUGUGCCUGUUGGUCAGCGUCGCUUUGAGGACCUUCUUCAUUUUCAUCCUGUCAUUGGAAAUUCUGAAGAUCUGGAAGACCUGCGUUACCGUUGGAUGCUUUACAAAUCUAAAUUGAAAGAAUCCAUGAGUUCGCCGAUUGCUAGAUCUUCAGAACAACCAGGCAUAUUCAGAAAGAAGCGCUCUGGAGGCAUGUGCUCUUUCUUGCAUCGAGUAUGCUGGGCAUCACUACCAUUGCAGCUGCUCCUCUUGUUCCUCCUGCUCCUGGCCUUCCUCCUGCCCCUGGCAGAGAAGACGCACAGCUGCACGCUGGCCAACAACUUUGCUCGGUCCUUCAACCUGAUGCUGAGAUACGAGGGCCCACCUCCAACCUAACUACUUGGCACAGCAAGAGGUAAGCCUCACCAUGGAGUGGGGCCUCUCAGCUACUUCUCAGCAUCAGCUGCUGCAUCUGACUUUGGGAAAAAUACCUCCACUUGGCUUCCCACAGCUGCCCAUCAGACUGUGCUGUCCAUCAGGCCCGAUCUCAGGAUCAGACAUAAGGUAGGAAAAGUCACUCCAAAAAGGCCAGCUGCUCAGAAAAUGUGAGUACUGCCUCUCUCAACCAGGCUGUGCAAGAAGGUGACAGUGUGUCAGCAUGGACAGUUAAACAAACACACUACGUUUUACUCCGUAGUAAUAUAUAUAUCACUGCAUAAACAAAAAGAGGUUUGUCAGGUUCACUUGGGAGCUGAAAUCUCUGUGGUUGUUGCAGGAGGAAGGUUUCUCCAAUGCCUGAUGCAUCAGACAUCCCAUCCCUUCCUCCUGCCAUCGUUUACAUGGAUUCAGAGGCAAAGUGAGCACUGACCCCUGUGCCAGCUUGCAAGGAGGCUUCAUGGCUACACUGAACAAGGUGCACAAGCAGUAAAAUCACCGCUUUCUGUAGUUUUUUCUUAUUUUUCUAGCAUUUUCUUCCACUUGAGGCAAUCUGAGAGUCUAAUUCCCAACAGUCCUCUGUGAAUUCUGCUAAUUACUAUUGCCCAAGCAGAACACUGCAGUUCUUGAGUAUCUCUCUGCAAUAACACACAAUAGUUUCACUCAGGUCUGUAAAAAUAAAUCGUAAUUUAUAAAUGCUGCAGUCCCUUGCAUUCAAUCAUUUUCAUUCUGGACUUCGACUUUCCAUUUAAAAAAUUUCAAAUCCAGGAAUAGCAAAUGCCGAGUCAUAAAAGCUUAGGAAAUGGGGAGAAUCCAGAGUGCAAGGCAGCAUUAUGGCGUCUGAUCUGCUGUCUCUGAUAAUACCCUCGCAAGACAGGGUCCUUUUUUUUUCCAUUCCUAACAAAUGAAUUGCAGCAUGUAUGAAAUCUCCAAGGGCCAUCUGUGACUGUAAUUCAUUUACUGACCAUAUUAUGGAACAGAUUUUCCAGUGAGUUCAAAACCUGGGGCUGAAGGGAGGACGGGACCAGUAUGAAGAGACGGAUCUGCGAUCCAUAUCUAAAAAUAAAAAUAUUAUUCAAUUGUCAUACUUGAUGGAUAAAGUGUCUAAUGCAUUGGGCAAAACCAUAGCAACCAGAUAAAUAUGUUUAAAACAUUUAAUUUUGAUACAUUGAGUUGAAGCAGGAGCUUAUCGAAGCUGAAACUAAGCAGACAUAUUCUAAGUUCCUAAAAGCCCCUGAUUUUGUUUAGUUUGGAAGAAAUGCUGCCGGAGAUAAGCUGGAAGUGAAGAGGAAGCUGGGCCCUGUGCACAUGGAGAGGCUCUGACAAUCAGAACCAGCAGAUCCUGCCUGUUUGUAUUGACCAUAUUGUUGGUACCCACUGAAAAGCUUCAUGUUUUGCAGCUGGUACUGGGGUUCUUCAAAAAAUAUCUUUCUCUCAAGCCAGCACAACCACUUCCUUCUUCUUCCUCCUCUUCCAAAGGCUGCAAUCCUACUCGCUGCACCUUGCUCACAGAGUGCCAAGGGGUAUCAGCUGGAUACCCUUGGGUGGAGUGGGAAUGCCAGGAAAAAGUCCAGCAGCUCAGCCCAGGGCUCCUGAGGGGAUCCUGGGCUCUCCAUCAGCACACAGAGUGCCCCAGGGGGCAGCUGGGUCUGACAUAGUCUAAUGCCACUAAUCCCACUGCAUGGAUACUUUCAGCAUGAGCAUCGCGGCACAUUAAGGAUGAAGUGGCUGCAGAUUGUAUUUCUCUUUUGCCUUUACAUACACAGAAGACAAAAUACCUCGCACAGUGUCAUAAUGUCAAUUAUGGGCUUUAGGUCAGGAUUAUGCAAUGCUGGCAAAACCUUUGAUGACAGGACAUGGUUUGUACCUCCUCUCUUUUGACAGUGACAGGGUCCAAAGGACUGGCAUGGAGCUGUGUCAAGAGGAGAGUCAGGUUGAGUGUUAGGAAGAGUGAUCACCAGAGGGUAGUCAGUCUGUGUCCCAGUCAGCACGGUACCAAAGACAUGAUGCUGCCCCAAAGGGCUACUCCUUGUGGUGCUCAGCCUGCCUGGCCUUGGGAACACAAGUGGCAACAGCCAGCGUGCGCAUUGCUGGUGAUUCCUCCAGGACAGAGAAGAGGUGUUUCAUUUCUUACAAUAGGCAACAGGUCAAGAGAAGAAGGCUUCAGGUAAUUAGGGGGAGGAGAAAUGUAAGCUUCUACCUUGGUGCUGCUUUACUUCCUACCUCCAAAAAUAGAAGUCAAUGUCUUGGAGAGCCAUGCUGGAACAAAUUAGCAGUCCAGUGUAGCAAGCAUCACUGUGAACAUUCAUCUUGUCCUGUGACUGUCUGGAAUUCACUUCCCUCUAGCUUUUCUUGCAUAAAUUUUGGAGAAAAAAUGCGUUCAUUAAAAAUCAAGACUAAUGUUAGGGCACAGGGAGCGCUUGCUUGCAUUUGUGUGAACCCAUUGAUAUUGGAGAGGAGAGAAAACAAGAGUACUUAUGCUGGCAUUGAACAAGCACCUAACAUCUAACAACCAUCGCAUUCUAGGAUGCAUGCCAUGCUGCACACUUUUGGCUCAAACUCAUGCAACAGGAAAAGGAUCAUGCCUGUAUUUAUGUGCAUUGCUAUCAGCAUCUUUUUAUGAGGAGCGUGGGCACUGUAACGAGAAGCCCAUGAGAUCUAGGAGCCACAGCCUAGUCAGGCCAAGUGUGCCCUACAGGAGCCUUUGUGACAAGGAUAUCACCCAGGAGAAGGGUGCUGCAUGAAGGCAUAUAAGACUGGCCUACAAUCUGCAGAAUAAGAAGUUAUUGGAUUUAAUUACUUUAUUUAUUUUUUUGAGGCCUAGACUGGUCAGACCUCCUUGGAGGGGCCCACAUGCUGACUUUGCAUGCAGUCAUGAUCUCUAUUUGUACCUCCAGACUGUACCAUUGCUAAAGGGAGCUCUUUUUGGGCACACGUGUGGGUACCCACAAGUCUGUGCAUGCUCCCUCAGAGAACAGGGCAGGCUCCACUUCCAUUGCUCCUCUACUGAGGCCUGUGACACUUGCAUUUAAAUUCCAUCACAUCCUGCAAAACCUCUGCUGAUUCAACCAGCCAAAACCAGCUGCUAUUUCAUGUCUCAUUUGAAAUAGCAGUGUUUACUUUAAUUCUUGAGAGUGUCACAGAUAAUCUGUGGUAUGGACUCCUCAUUUUCCAUGCACUCCAAAACCACACAGUGUCACGUACAGCUGUGGUGCUGCACAAGAGUGAAAUCAAUAUGUUUGGCUCAGACAGAAAGAGAUAAAGGUUUGAUGUGCACUUUCCUGUAGGAAUAAAGGAGGAAGGGAUGAGAAGAAUCUUACUAUAACAGAAAUGUGAGGAUUUUGGAGACUCACAGGAGGAUAAAGGAAUCUGAAAUCUGUCAAGUAAAGAGGGAUCUGUUGCCUUCCUAAUGCAGGGGGAUCUAAUUACUGGUUUUGGGUUUUUUUGCCUUUCAUUAUAAAGCAACUAUUGCAGGGCAUAAAUGACCUUGUAGACACACAUGAUACUGCUGCCAAAAAACAUAUCCAUUAUCAAGUAAUACAUUUUCUGCUUGUAUAGUUCCAGUGUUCUCUUUUGAAAAGCAGUAAGUUCUCUUCUGACUGCCUUAUCACAUUUCAGGAUGCCUUUAGUCAUGGGACUCUGCCUAUUCAGUAGUUCAUGUCAGUUGUAUUUCAGUAAGCAAAACUUUGGGUUCUUUCAGCAUCGCAUUCUUGCUCCCCAGGGAUGGAGGUGUCAGACUUGCUACUUCUCCCACUAAAAUACAUCUGAGGUUUGCUAUUGAUUUCAUGGAGGUCACAAAGGCACAAAAUAAUACAUCUUGAGACCCAGCCUCUUCAGAGCUAGGCCAGUUCACACCACCCGAAGUGUCUUAUUCAAGAAAUCAGGAGUUAAAAGAAAAUCAGACUUUGGGAAAACCGAAAAGUUGGAAGCAGUUAUCGAAGUGGGCCUGCAGAAUUUUAAGGUAGUCAAAUGGAUGGCUGUAUCACUGCAUAACUUAUAUAUCGUGAAACCUUGGUAUCUGAUAGGGAGAAAGUUUAGACUGAAGUCAGACAACAGUUCUUGAUAAACAACAAUGGAAAAGAACAAGCGCUAGAAGCCAUCUUUCCCAAAAGGACUUUUCAAAGUUGAACAUGCUCAGCAUUUUGACUAUGUCUGUACAAGUAAAUUAAAUGUUUGCAAGACAAAUCCCUGGAACUGAAAGGAAUGUCAUGACCUAGUGUGAAACCGGGUGGCUGCAACUCAGUGCCUAUGGGGUAAUCCCUGGCCAGCCCUCAUUCCCGAGCUGUUCCCAGCAGCUGCUCAGGGCUGUGUUACUCAGCAUCCAGGCUGCAGGCCAUCCCAACAGGCUCCCCAAGUGGACAACCAAGCAGUGGGAAUGGUCACUGCAGAAAGAAGUACUGUAGAUGCAGCUUAGAUACCCAGGUUCAGGUAUGUACUUUGGUCUCUGAUACCUAAACUUGGAUUUGAGUGCUUUGCUUUGAGAUACAUUAGGUACCACAAUAAUAAAAGAUUAUAACUUUGUUAAGAGCAGAAAAAAAUAUUCACUAUUUUUGGGUUAGAGAGUGAGCGUUUUGUUUACUCAAAAUAACUCAUAAAUGCGAGUUGUGCCCUUAAGAAUAUAGCUACUUGCUUUCAUUUAAGAUAAGUUAGAACUGCUAUUGUUAUUUUGUCCCACAUUUUAGUCAAAGAUAAUAACGAAAGGGGUGGUAGUGGUGACGGUUAUUGUUAUUGUAAAGCAUUCAGAAAUUUCAGUCCUGUAGGAGAUGAAACACCACCAAGAUGUGUGAUAAAACUUCCAACUGCACGUUUGCAACAAAAGAAUAAGGAAAAAAAAAGGUUUGCAACAAAGAAGUCCCAGAAACACAGAAAGUAGUUUCGAUAUUUUCAAAAAUAUGUUUCUUUUUACAGCCUGUCUGUUAGGAUAACCUUCCCAGCUGUGCUGAAAUAUUCAGUAUCCCACAUUCACACCAGGAGUAUUAAUGGCCUUUGCAACCUGGAGGAAGGCACAUAAUCCUUGUCACUUUGUGUUUUUCCCAAACUCUAGUGUUCAGCAUGUACUCACUUUAGAUACUUCAGGUUUUCUUGGCCUAAGAAAGAAGUGCAGUGUCAUCACCAGGCUGGCUUUUCGUGGCUCUUUGCUCCAGUCUCACCUCCCACCCAUCCUCUCGGUACAUGGAUGAGGGCAGCAUCUGAGCAGGCUUUAAUAGAAUUCCAAGCUGUUGCUCAAGAGGCUAGACAAAUGAAGCUUGUCCACUUCAACAGCAAAUACAUUGGCUUUGGCAUGAUCAAGGUUACUUUUAACUUCUGGUUGCAGAGGAGGCCAGACUGUUCUUUUGCAGGAUCUGAGGUGACCUGUACCUAGAUCACUGUGAUCUGGGAAAUAAGAAAUAAAUGAGAGAAGAUCUCCUUCAAGGUUCAUCCUACCUCACAGAGGUACAAAGGGUGACCUUGUGCCUUGCCUGGAAUUACCCAGCAGUUCAGAGCCUCAGGAUAACAAAGAUGGCAUGAUGGGUCCUUCAUGAGAAAUUCAGAUUUGGGGAUGGUAGAGAUAUUCUUGGGACCAGAAAAUCCUUCUUGGACCAGCGUUGCCCUGGGGAGAUGUGCAGCUCGUGCUCUAGGGAAAGAGGCACCCAGGAGCCAGUAGCUUUGUCUGGAGGCUGUGAUUCCUGUGACCCUUCCAGUCUUGCUUUUGACCUGGGUAUGGCUCAGUCAGAUCACCUGGAAACUCCUGGAAAAUCCUUCCUUCCUUCUUUCAGGUGUAUUUGUAUUAACAUUUAUUUUGUUGCCUUUUUUUUUUUGUUAAUCUGAGUUAGACUGAAGCUGCAGUAUGUGUUUGUGAGGGGUGAAAGGGGACUUUACGAAUGCCCUUAGCCCCAGAAAACGCUCCAUCAGAAUUACCUUAUAUUGCACACAGGAUAUGUACUUCAUUUAGGAAAGACAACUUGAAUGAUGGGUGGAUUUUUAUGUCUAAUAAAGCAUUAACCAUGAUCUAAGCUCUUCCUGUAGCUAAAGAUUUUAGAGUGUCUCUUUCCUGUGUGGAUUCUCUGAUGUCUUACAUAGCUGACCUCAUGCUGUGUGAUUUCCCUUCCUGGGCUGUUAAUAGCAUCUCUCUCCUCUACCUGCCUGCUUCUUUAACACAGAAAUUGUAGGAGCUUCGAUUGUUGUGAUUCCCACUCCUCUAUCUAGAUUUGAUUGAAACUGGUCCAUGCAUUCCAAAAGGAAGGGCAGACAGACAUGCAAACACGCACACAGAAACACUGUGU
Numida meleagris (helmeted guineafowl) is the source of this 9958-nucleotide messenger RNA. It is a transcript of the gene SYNE3, whose product is annotated as spectrin repeat containing nuclear envelope family member 3. Bases 699 to 3656 code for a protein of 985 amino acids. The transcript has 19 exons. Gene Ontology annotation, molecular function: actin filament binding. The record is from RefSeq and is a predicted model, not a curated record. Lineage: Eukaryota; Metazoa; Chordata; Aves; Galliformes; Numididae. Gene Ontology annotation, cellular component: nuclear outer membrane; cytoplasm; meiotic nuclear membrane microtubule tethering complex. Gene Ontology annotation, biological process: nuclear migration.